Didymodactylos carnosus is the source of this 1410-nucleotide messenger RNA. Lineage: Eukaryota; Metazoa; Rotifera; Eurotatoria; Philodinida; Philodinidae. The record is from the annotation of a GenBank genome assembly.
AUGUGGAACAGAUCACGAGCUUGUAGUAUGUCGAGAAUAUUAACGCCUGUAACUGAACAAAUCAGUUCUCAACCACGUUAUGGUAGUUCACAUAGAUUAGAAUCGACAAAAAAUUCGAUUUCAUCAAUAUCUCCAGCAUUCGAACAUCGACAGCUCUUUGACGAUAAGCAAUUGUCUUCGAGUACUUAUAUCAAACCGAUUCUUUCGGAAAAUGAUGAUGACAAUGAUUCCAGUACUAUGUUAGCAGAAACACCUUUUUUCUAUACUUUUAAUAAUUCUGUUACUAAUAAUAAUGAAAGAUUAAUUCGACACUAUGAUAACGAUGAAAAAGAAAUCAAAAAUACUCUACAAAUGCACAGUGAUAUGAACAACAAUGAUGAGUCAAUAGUUGAAGAUAACUGUCGAACACUAUUGAACAGUUUGAAAGAAAAAUGUGGUCUUAAUAAGCUAAGACAAUUAUGUAGCGUCUUAAAGUCAAUUGAUGAAGAUUAUCAUAGAUUGAGACAUAGUCAGAAAUCAAUGCAUACCCGACCAUCACUCGAUAUUGAAAAUAGUAGUCGAAUAGAUGGAAAAUUCAACGGUUAUUCAGAUAAGAUUGAAAUAGAAAAAAUAAAAAAUCACACAACCACAUCAACACGAUCUGAUCAUUCAGAAUCUGAAUCAUCUCACACAAAAGCGUUUUCUCAUGAAGAUGGCAGACAUUAUCCCCAUUGUCAUCACCAUACACCGAAAUCACAUGAUUCUUCAGAAAAACGAGGAUUCAAUCAAUACAGUAAAUAUCGUCCUUGUACAAAACCGAAUACAUCAUUUUGGAUGCAUCAUCGAAGACCAAAACCAUCUAUUCUGCCAGACUAUCACCAUCAUCAAUCUCACGGACAACAUACUACAAAAGCUUCGGUAAGACAGUCUUCUCCCACUACUCUUUCUCCAUCACCGAACCAAUCGACAACUCUUUUGACUAAAUCGAUUCCAACUGGCACACCCACGAGCACUCAGCGUCGUUCAAAUGAAAAAGAAAUUCUUUCUCGUCAAAAUCAAAUAUUAAAUACGGAUAUUCAUUCAAUGCAAUCAUCAUCGAGUAGUAAUAGUGCAAUUAACAUCAGUAUUAAACCUGGUGCUAUGGAGCGACCAAAUUCUUCUCCAACAUCAUCUGGACAUGAAAAAGAUAAAAUAAUACGAUCGACAUUUGAUGCUCGAAUUAUGGUACCAGAUAAUAUGAAAACACAAACUAUCACAAAAGACAGAAAUAGUGAAGAAAAGCAGACAAUCGACUUUAAUGUUUCAGGUCAAGUACACAUUUAUUGGAUACCACACGGUUUGAUUAAUAUCGAAGAACAUUUGAGAAAAUGGACAACAUUGCUACAAAAUUUAACAGCGAAAUUCGUGCGAGAAAUUGAACAUGAUCUGUAA